UAUGUAAUUUUACUUAAACAUUACUUGUAGUAAGAUACAGUGAAUCUAUGGGAGGCAGUGGUCCUUAGAAGAUUAGGAAAAAGCAAAUAAAUAAAUACUUUAAGUAUACUCCAAGAGCAUGGACGUAAUGCAAAGAAUAACAGAAAAUAUUAAAUCACAAUUAUAUGAAUUAUCCCGGAAUUAAGCACAAAAGUAAUUGCUGUCCUGGGGCAGAGCUCAUCAGUGGAAGAUUUCGAACGCGUCGCGAUUACGUCACAAGGGAGAACCGGAAGCGACCUGAACCUAAGCAGCCGGUGGAAUCUGUAAAUUAUUAUAAGUGUCGAUUUGAACUUUAAUUAAAGCGUGCCGUAUUCGAGCAGUGUCCUCCGCGUACACAGCUUUGUGUCGCGGUUUCUGUAGCAGCGAGCGGCUGUUAAAUGUUCUUUUUCAACGGGCUGCAGCAUCUGUUUACAGCAGCUAGGCUAGGGAGCUAGCGUUGCGAGCUAACCGGCUUUCUUCACGGUGAAGGAGCCGGUGGUUUUAAAGGUGAAGUGACCGGCUGCUUGGAAGGUGGUCCGUCUUUGUUAAUGAUUUGUGGGAGAGAGAGAGAUGAUUGCGCAGUGAACUAAGACGGACAACAGACUCCUCAAGUAUUCAGCAUCAAACCUACGUUGAUAGCUCAAGUAACCCAGGUAAGCGGGGACCAGGACAUGGCCAGUAAUCCCGGGACAGGCUCUACCUGCCAGGCUAAUGGAGAAGACAAAACAGGACAGGUGUCCAGCUCCGGGCGUUCAUGUCGCCACCAGUCCGAGUCGGAGUCGGACGCUGGCCCGACGGUGAAGAGCUUAUCUCGGCUGUGCAGCAGGGACGAAGGGGAACGGUCUGUAGCCCUGGAGGAGCUGAGCCAGGCGGUGCUGACGUCCUUAGGCUUGGACCGGCCCGGUUCGGCUCGGCUGAGCAAGCAAACCCUGCUGCAUCUUCUUCGUCUGUCCAGAUCGUGUCCUCUGCAGGAGGUGCGAGGGAGAGCCGCCGAGCUGCUGCGGACCGCUCAGCAACAAGGAGUUGAAGUACCUCGGGCCCUGGCUUCAGGUCCAAGUGCCUUUAUUCCUGCAAAAGAGAUGUUGAAAGAAGGUUCUGACCAGGACAUCCUCAUUGAAUCUUUUCUUUCACUGGGCCGUGUGGACCACGUCACCAUGGUGAUGGCGCUGCACCCCGCCUACCUCAGUUGCUUCCUGAGGACCCAGCACGCGUUGUUGGAGCUGGACGGCCCCUUACCCCGACACUGGAGACAUUACAUCGCCAUCAUGGCCGCGGCUCGGCACCAUUGUCAGUACGUGGUGCAGCAGCACAGCGCCGGUUUCCUGGAGGCCGGAGGGGAAGAGAGCUGGCUGAGCGGCCUCGAGCACGCUCCCACCAAACUCCGCAGUCUGCAAACGCUCAACAAGCUGCUGGCACACAGACCCUGGCUCAUUACACAGCAGCACAUCCAGGAGCUGGUGUGUCCCGGGGCAGACCCUCGCUGGUCACUGGCUGAACUAAUACACGCCGUGGUGUUGAUGGCGCACGCUCACUCCCUCUGCUCCUUUGUGUGGGGCUGCGGUUUAAACCCAGAACCUGACCACACUGGAGGUUACACCUUCCAACCUCCAUCACCCAGCCACCUUCCCCGCAGCCCUCACAGCCCUCACAGCCCCGCGCACGAAGACGGCAGGCAGGAGACAGUUGACGGAGCAAUGGAGGUGGAGGUGCUGAUGAAGAGGAUGGUGGAGCUGCAGCAGCAGGAGGAGGAGUGUACACAGGAGGAGAUGGCUACUCGGUUUGAGAGAGAGAGGAGUGAAAGUAUACCAACAGCGGUGGUACGGGGAGCCCCACCUGACCUGGUGCUGUGUCUGGUGGAGGAACCUGAGUUCAGAUACGAAGACUUUGCCCCCAGAGGAGAGCAGUCCCCACCUACUAUGAGAGCACAGGACUAUUCCUGGGAGGACCACGGAUACUCUCUGCUCAACAGACUACUGCCAGACAUGGGCCAGCUCCUGGAUGAGAAAUUUCAGGUGGUGAGCAACAUGACCUACCACAGGAUGGCCAUGCACGAGGGCGUGGACACUCACACUCUGAGAAAAGCUCUGUGGAACUACAUCCACUGCCUCUACGGGAUUCGUUACGAUGAUUACGACUACGGCAGCGUGAAUGUGUUGCUGGAGCGCUCUCUGAAGGUGUUUGUCAAAACCAUGGCCUGUCACCCAGAGCAGACCACAACGCGCAUUUAUCACGCCUUCUGGAGACACUUCAGGCCCUCUGAAAAGGUUCAUGCGAACCUAAUUGUGAUGGAAGCCCGGCUACAGGCUGCCCUGCUUUAUACUUUACGAGCCAUCACACACUACAUGAGAUGACACUCACACAUAGUAGCAUCGAUUCUGAGCCAGCUUUGAUGAUCUUGCACACACACACAACCAGACACACACUACAGUGAAUGUUUAUAUGAGCAUAUCGUAUGUUUCAGUGUUAAUGUUCUGAUGCUGCUUUGCUACUGGGAGAUUAGAUAUAUUUAAAAUUUGUUACUUGUAUUGCACUGAAGUGUAUCAGGUUUUGUUUCCCCUCUUGAGCCUUGAGUUUUCUCUCGAAUGUCUUGCACACAUUUCUGUCAUAGAGGACGUGCUUGUUGUCUGUGAAUGUAGCUAAAACUAAGUGAUUAUUUAAGUGACAGCAGGACUUCUGUGGUUUAUCUGACGAAUACAGGUCGGCACAGCAUUACUACUCAUGCUUCUGCCAUAAAACAAGACAAAACAACAUGUAUUUUUAUAUACAAUAAAAACUUUGUUAUCAAAA
Molecule: messenger RNA, 2805 nt
Organism: Mugil cephalus (flathead mullet)
Lineage: Eukaryota; Metazoa; Chordata; Actinopteri; Mugiliformes; Mugilidae
Gene: sesn2
Product: sestrin 2
Exons: 11
Coding region: 690-2369 (559 amino acids)
Biological process (GO): negative regulation of TORC1 signaling; cellular response to L-leucine; cellular response to leucine starvation
Cellular component (GO): nucleus
Molecular function (GO): oxidoreductase activity, acting on peroxide as acceptor; L-leucine binding
Source: RefSeq, a predicted model, not a curated record